GGGAGGCGGGGGGCGCAUCCCGGGAGGAUGGCAGAGCCGCCCCGGCGAGCCGAGCCCCGGCGCGCAGGGAGCCAGUGAGAGGGAGGAGAGGGGAAAACACAAACAAGCAAACAACCCACAACAAACAAAGCGGGCAGAGAGCAGCGCCGAGCCCCGCCGCCCCUGCCCCAAAGGCGCCCGCCCGCCCGCAGCCCGCACAGCCGCUGCCCCAGCGAAGAUGCGCCCGGCCCUGGCCCACGGACUCUGCUCGCUGCUGCUCAGCCUCUGGGUACCCAGCUCCUGCUCUAAUGAGAUACUGGGCCUGAAGCUGCCAUCAGAGCCAGUGCUGAAUGCCAACACAGUGUGCCUGACCCUGCCGGGGCUGACACGGCGGCAGCUAGAGGUGUGUGUGCGCCACCCUGACGUCACCGCCUCAGCCAUCCAGGGUAUCCAGAUUGCCAUCCAUGAGUGCCAGCACCAGUUCCGGGACCAGCGCUGGAAUUGCUCCAGCCUUGAGACCAAGAACAAGAUUCCAUAUGAGAGCAUCAUCUUCAGCAGAGGCUUUCGGGAGAGCGCCUUUGCCUACGCCAUAGCGGCCGCCGGCGUGGUGCACGCCGUGUCCAACGCCUGCGCCCUCGGGAAGCUGCAGGCCUGCGGCUGCGACCAGAAGCGCCGUGGCGAUGAGGAGGCUUUCCGGCGCAAGCUGCACCGCCUCCAGCUGGAAGCCAUGAACCGCGGCAAGGGCAUGGUGCACGGUGUGCACAUGGAGCACAUGCCAGCAGAGACCCCUGGCCUCCAGGACUCCUGGGAAUGGGGAGGCUGCAGCCCUGAUGUGGACUAUGGAGAGAAGUUCUCCAAGGAUUUCCUCGAUUCCCGGGAAACCUACAGGGAUAUCCACUCCCGGAUGCGGCUGCACAACAACCGUGUGGGCCGGCAGGUGGUGAUGGACAACAUGAGGAGAAAGUGCAAAUGCCACGGUACCUCAGGGAGCUGCCAGCUGAAGACAUGCUGGCAGGUGACGCCUGAGUUUCGCCUGGUGGGGUCCCUGCUCAAGGACCGCUUCUACGGGGCCACCCUCAUUCGGCCCCACAACCGGAAUGCCGGGCAGCUGGAGCCGGGCCACGCUCGGCAUCGCCGCCGGGCUGGCAUCAGCGAGCUGGUUUACUUUGAGAAGUCACCCGACUUCUGCGAGCGAGAACCGGCCCUGGACUCUUUGGGCACUCAAGGGCGCCUGUGCAACAAGACCAGCCCGGGCAUGGACAACUGCGAGAGCCUGUGCUGCGGCCGCGGGCACAACAUCCUGCGGCAGACGCGCAGCGAGCGCUGCAACUGCAAGUUCCACUGGUGCUGCUUCGUGGCCUGCGAGGAGUGCCGCAUCACCGAGUGGGUCAGCGUCUGCAAGUAGCCAGGCAGGGAUGGGUGCCCGCCCCAGGGUGCCAGGGACAAGCACGCCUGCCUGCGGCAGGGGAGGGAGACGGGGAUUGGCGCUGGGGGAGAGGUGGAGCCGCGAUACCCGCUUCCCUCCGCUCCGAGGGAGCAGGAGAGGACAUGCUCAGCACCCUCCAAAAUCAGCACUUUGUCGUCACCUGGGAAGGGAAGGGCAGGGCUGCUCGCUGCCUCCCAGCCCCACAUGAGAGCACCAAGGCUCCCGGCCCCGGGGAGCCCACGGCCAUGCUGUACAGACCGCCGACACCAGCACCACUCGGGGGGGCGGAGGGUGGGCCUGGGGGUGGGGGACUGCCCGCUGCACCCAGCGGUAUGGAGCAGGAUGGGGUCUUGGACAGCAGGGCAUGGGGAGUCCAGGGCGGGAGGGAAGUGGGGGGGACACACACUAACACUGUGCACAAGUUCCUCCAACCACAUGCGAGGUUGUGCUCGGAGCAGGAUGGAGUUGGAGCACCCCAUGGGAUGGAGAAGGGGCACGGCUCCCCGGGCUGGGGCUCAUCUCUCACCUCCGGGCUGGCUUGGGCUUCGUGGCCGGAGGGGCGGGUGCCCGGGGCUGUGCUGUGUGUGUCUGUGUUAUUAUAUGGUAAGUUAUUUUCUGAUUGUGAAUAAAAGUGGAUUGGAGACAGCA
Messenger RNA from Serinus canaria (Common canary), 2053 nucleotides. It is a transcript of the gene WNT10A, whose product is annotated as Wnt family member 10A. Gene Ontology annotation, molecular function: frizzled binding; cytokine activity. Lineage: Eukaryota; Metazoa; Chordata; Aves; Passeriformes; Fringillidae. The coding region runs from base 218 to 1384 and encodes 388 amino acids. Gene Ontology annotation, biological process: cell fate commitment; canonical Wnt signaling pathway; multicellular organism development. The transcript is spliced from 4 exons. The record is from RefSeq and is a predicted model, not a curated record. Gene Ontology annotation, cellular component: extracellular region.